Saccoglossus kowalevskii is the source of this 1113-nucleotide messenger RNA. RefSeq names its product alpha-tectorin-like. The record is from RefSeq and is a predicted model, not a curated record. NCBI's taxonomy places the organism in Eukaryota, Metazoa, Hemichordata, Enteropneusta, Harrimaniidae.
CUCUAAAAUAGUAAUAUCUACUGGGUUGACGUGUAUUGCAAAUCAUACGGCGACGAAGACGUCUUUCAACGAUAACAAGAAUGUUGUGCAUACUGAUGAUACUCACUAUUGCCAGUUUUACUGGAGCAGUCUCGACAGAGAGAUCGGUUGAGAAGCGAGCAACGGCAUAUCAACUCGUAUCGACUGAAGUGGAUUGGUACAAUGCUAAAGCUGCUUGUGAGACCCAGAACUCAAAGCUUGCAGAGAUUCGCUCACAGGCAGAUCUAGAUGCAGCAAUACAAGCGACAACAGGAUAUUCACGUCCUUUUUGGAUUGGUGUUAUCGAUCCACAAGAAGACAACACCUUUGAGUAUGCAACUGGUGGAGCCCUGACUUUCAGUAACUGGAUGUCAAAUGCUCCGUUCGUCUAUAACCAGGUCUCAAGUGUAGUAAUGUACCCAGGUUCGGGUGAAUGGGAAAAUGUUGGAACUUAUUAUACCUUUGGGUACCUGUGUGUGUCUGACACAGGUCCAGGUGUAUCAGGUGAUCCACAUAUGACAACAUUCGACGGUCGUCCAUUUAGUUUUCAAGGUAUAUGUUGGUAUACUCUGUUUAAAGACUGCUCGUCAUCAAAUCCUGAUUUUGAAGUAACAGCUGAAUUUGAGCCCAGGGAGGACAGUAGUAUUCAACAAGUCAGAACGCGAACUGUUUCGGUUAAUGUAACUGUUGGAGGUGACUUUGUUAUUAUUAAUCGAUUGGAUGUCGUUGCGGGUAGAGCUGACGAACAUAUGACUGAAGCAAGACCAAUACACGUUCACAAGGACGAUAAAACAAUCACACUGACCUUCACCUCCAAGGAUACCACAUUCACUCUGCACUGGACAUUGAAGAAGCACAGCUUACGAGUAUCUAUCGAUGGAUCUGACUACCGUGGUCAUCUCUGUGGUCUACUGGGUGAUGAUGAUGGUAACUCUCGUAACGACUUCUUAACACCUGAUGGUGAUGUAGUCUAUGAUGCCACUGAGUUUGGAAGAAGCUGGGAAGUAGAGGGAAAAAAAUGUGACUAACAGUUUCGUCGUAUAAAAGAAGCUGACCAUUUAACGUUGACAAUUAAAGGUGUUGAUAUGGGUACAA